UGUGCGUGUGUGUGUCUCCAUUGCAACGCCCGAUUUCCCAGCCUUCAAUCUUCUAACCUAAGCAAGCAUUGCAGCACGCUUCCAAUCCAGUACCUACCGCUUUAUAAAACCAAGUGAGAUUUCGUAGCAUUCGUCCAAUUUGAGUUACGACUUUUCCAUGCUUUUGUGGAACGCAGUUGAUUAAUCAAGCCAAGUGUUUUCCAAGGAACCAGGCUGAGAAGGAAGAACAGGUAGCGCAGAAGAAUUGUGGUGAACCUUGAUCUGGGUUAUUUUGGCAUUUGGAAGUGGGCUAAGGGACGCAGAGGUGCUAAAAAAGAUUUGGAUUUGAAUUGCUGUCGUGAUCGGCCAUGGCUUCAGAGCAGCUUAGCAGCGCACAUAGAUAUGCAGCUGGGGGGCUAUUUGCAUUGGCACUCAGGCAAGCGCAGCUGCAUCAGCACUCCGAGAUGGGGUUCGGUUUCCCCCUGGUCAUGGAAUCCCCCAACGAUGGUGCUUCUUCGGCCUUCGAGAGCAAUGGAGAGAUCCCAUGGAGUCACGAAGAGAGUGGUCUUGUUCGUAACGUAUUCAGAUGCUUGGGCAUUGAUCAAAAAGCCUGGGUUGGUCUAGAAUCUACAGCCUUGUCCAUGGAAUCCAAGCAUCACAUCUCAGCAUUUUUAAAGCUCAUGGGGGAAGAUGACGAAGAGUCACGAAAGUUGACUAAAGAUGCGGCCGAGUUGGCCAAAGCUGUGGAUAUCAUGGACGAAAGUACCAAAGAGAAGCAAGUUUCAACUCCCGACUCCAAGGGCAAGUCUCAGGAACCCAAGAUAGAGAUGGAGCGAUUCGCAAAUGGAGAGAACAGCUUGAGCUUGAAUGAAGCUAAAGCUAUGUCCUAUGAACGGAAAGUGGCUGUAAUAUAUACACUGUUGGCAGCUUGUGUCGCUGACACUCAUGUGGUCACAGGUUAUACCACGGCUGAGGCUUCCACGGAGAACAAUGUUGCGAAGUCUGGUUAUGAUGCUCGACAGCGAGUUGCCCUCCGCUUGCUUGUGCUGUGGCUUGAUAUUGAUUGGGCAAAAGUCGGAGUUAUGGAGCUUAUGGUGGCUUACAUGGCUAUGGCUGCGCAAAGGGAAAGAGACGGAAAGCGUAAAGAUGAAGAGGAAGAAGAAAGUCAGUGGGCGCAAUGGAAACGUGCAGGGUUUAUUGGUGCAGCUGCUGUUACAGGAGGAACACUGCUUGCUAUCACUGGAGGUCUAGCAGCUCCAGCGAUAGCAGCAGGAAUGGCUGCCAUAGGAAGUGCUGUGCCAAUUCUUGGUGCAGGAGGGUUAACAGCAGCCGCCGCAGUGGCUGGUUCAGCGGUUGGCUCGGCUGCAGUGACAGCCUCUUUUGGAGUGGCAGGAGCCAGAUUGACAGGAAUGAAGAUGGCACGAAGGAUGAGGGACAUCGACGAGUUUGCAUUUGAAACAUUAGGCAGCAAUCAUCAACAAGGGCGUUUGGCAGUGGAGAUAGUGGUGUCAGGCAUUGCUUUUUCUCCAGAUGACUUUGUUAAACCGUGGGAAGCCCCGGAUGGCGAUUCAGAGAGAUAUGCGUUGCUUUGGGAGACGGAGCAUGUCAUCGCAGUUAGCUCCGCAAUUCAAGAUUGGCUUACUUCAACCGCCAUGAAGGAGGUCAUCAAACGAGGCGCUAUGCGCACAAUUCUCGGCGGUCUUCUAAGCGCUUUGUCAACCCCUCUUGCCUUUCUUGGCGCAACUGACCUGAUUGACAGCAAAUGGCAACUUGCCAUUGACAGGUCAGGGAAAGCUGGCAAACUUCUUGCCACAGUCUUACUUCAAGGUGGUCAAGGCAGCCGGCCAGUAACGCUGAUAGGAUAUGCUCUGGGUGCCCGAGUAAUAUUCACAUGCUUGGAAGAAUUGGCAAAACAUGGGAAUGAAGGAAUUGGUAUUGUUGAAAGGGUGGUCCUUCUGGGGACUCCAGAAACAGUGGAGAAAUCAAGAUGGGAGUCCGCUCGCAAGGUGGUGGCAGGAAGGUUUGUUAAUGGUUUCUCCACGAAUGAUUGGGUCCUUGGGGUUUGUUAUCGAGCUAACUUGAUGUCGCAAGGGCUGGCAGGACUUCAAGCAGUGAAAGUCCCUGGAAUAGAGAAUGUAGACUUGUCUGAUAUGAUUGAUGGCCAUGCAUCCUACUUGACAAGCUUGAAGCACAUAUUGAAUGGGAUUAACCUGGAUAACUUCUACUCCACCCAGCCUUAUAAGCUUCACAUGUCUACCAAAGACAAAGAGGAAGCAAGAUCAACUACGGCUGGUCCAGCACCAGAUCUGUAGCACAACUGCAGGUGUCUUCUAGCUCAAACAUUAUUUUCUGGCAACGCAUAUUCGCAUUUCUCUUUUUAUUCUUACAUUUCAGGUAAAUGUGUUAGUCGGGUCAUCAAAGCAGAUGUGAUAUAUGAGAAUGUUUUUCAAGUCAUUGAAUAAGGUACACCAAACAAUUGAUCUACGUAACAAAGUUGAUAGACUCUGUUACUCAUUGAAACCAUGUCGCCCAAAAUAGCUGAACCCAAUUUUUUGCAUUACAGUGUUGAAAGUACUUGUUAGUUUUUCUCUGAUUGAAUCAGAUUAGUCUGGAAAAAAUGAAAUAUUUGUAUUUUUAGAUAACAACAGUGAAAUUUGAACUAUUUGGAAGUAAUUGUGCUUUUCCA
Molecule: messenger RNA, 2665 nt
Organism: Physcomitrium patens
Lineage: Eukaryota; Viridiplantae; Streptophyta; Bryopsida; Funariales; Funariaceae
Source: RefSeq, a predicted model, not a curated record